AUGGCCGAGGAAUUUAAGAAGGGCACAGUCGACGAAGACGGCGUUACUGAAGAAAUUAAAAACGGCUUUCGCGACCGGUAUUCGUGAAAGUCAACGAGAAAGAAUACCUACCCUCAAGAGAGAAGAAUACCAACGUCAGCUAUUACAACGAGACUAUUCAAUUGCAUCCAGAGCAUGGCGAAAACAAGCGAAUAUAGCAGAAGCCGUUCUGGCAGAUUCAGCCAAUGUGUUUGCGUUACAACAUGAAAGAUCGAUACUAUCAGAGCGUAUGGAUGAUUUGGCGAACACGAAAAUAAAAGCUGGUGGCUUAUUUAGCAGGGAACAAUCGACUACAUACGAACAAUGGUGUCGCAUACAUCAAAAAAUCUUAAGUGAUUUGAAUACGAGAAUUUCAAAGCUAAUGGACGAUCGAAGCUCUGCAAUUUCUAAACGCUCGCAUCGAAGCAAAACAUCUGGAAAAUCGACAUCGACUAAGACAUCGAAUUCUCGCUGCGUCGGAGGUCGGAAAUGCUAG
Molecule: messenger RNA, 514 nt
Organism: Paramuricea clavata
Lineage: Eukaryota; Metazoa; Cnidaria; Anthozoa; Malacalcyonacea; Plexauridae
Source: the annotation of a GenBank genome assembly